AUCGGUCAUAGCCAUCUAGGGCGAUGUUUUCGCUCCUCCUCGUUGCGCUUGCGGCAAAGCGGCGGUGGGACGACAGCGACGUGGCGCAGGGUCGGGGCGGUGCUGCGAGAGGCCCGCGCGUGGCGGUCGUGCUCGCCGGCCCCGCCCGCACCCUCGCGACCCGCUCGGUGGUGCGCGGCCUCAAGAGGCACGUUCUCAGCUCGAGCCUGUAUGAUGCGACGCUCUUUGCGGCGCUCACGCUCGACGCUCCGCUGCCUGACGUCCCUCUGUCCGGCUACAACGCCUCCCUCCUUCGAGCGCUCUCCGCCCAGUCGCUCGUCGACCGAGCGCUCGGCUUCCUCGCGCCCCGCGCCUUGGCCUUCUUCAACGCGUCGGACGCCGUCGCCUCGAUCGGCCGGCGAGCAUGCAGCGGGAUCCCAACGCCGCCGACCGCCUUGCGAGGCCCGCUCGCCACCAAGCACGAGUGGGUGGUCGAGCUGUACGCUGCGCAGCUCGGCUUCUCGCUCCUCCGCACCGACGAGAUGGCCUCCGGCCUCCGGUACAUGUUCGUGCUGCGGCUCCGCCCCGACCUGCUGUUCCGAGGCCCGCUCUUCUCCGCCGUCCAGCCCGCCCCGAACGUCUCGGUCGCGGCGCCGCCGGACCGCGCCUCGGACUUCGCCGUCCUUGGCGCGCAUGCGGCGCCCGCCUACUUCAACGCCUUCGGCGCCGCGGCAUCGUGCGCGCUCGCGCCGCCCUUCGCCCCCGCGGGCUGCCACUCGGCAGCCAGCGUGGCCGCGCAGAUGGCGCUGCACGCCGCGAAGGUCGCCACGGCGCCGCCCGUCGCCGUCCCGGCCGCCGCUUGCCUCGUCAACAUCAGCGGAUCCGGCUGCACCGGCGGGGCGUGGGGCGCUAGCGAGGCUUGCGCCGCCGCGCGCAAGUCUGGCUUCGGUUUGGAGGAGGGCGAGUACGCGCCGCUAGAUGCGGGGCACGCGGAUCCGUACGCGUCGUUGCGCACGGGUGAGGAGUCCGCCGCUGACACGCCAAAGAGCGAGGGCGGGUCGCUCGCGCCGAGCGACUUUGCCUUCAACGACAAGAGCUAG
Messenger RNA from Emiliania huxleyi CCMP1516, 1079 nucleotides. RefSeq lists its product as hypothetical. The record is from RefSeq and is a predicted model, not a curated record. Lineage: Eukaryota; Haptophyta; Isochrysidales; Noelaerhabdaceae. Bases 24 to 1079 code for a protein of 351 amino acids. The transcript is spliced from 7 exons.